Molecule: messenger RNA, 3180 nt
Organism: Malassezia sympodialis ATCC 42132
Lineage: Eukaryota; Fungi; Basidiomycota; Malasseziomycetes; Malasseziales; Malasseziaceae
Gene: SRV2
Exons: 3
Coding region: 1-3180 (1059 amino acids)
Biological process (GO): actin filament organization; cytoskeleton organization
Cellular component (GO): cytoplasm
Molecular function (GO): adenylate cyclase binding; actin binding
Source: RefSeq, a predicted model, not a curated record
AUGCCACCGCCUGUCUCGGGAGUGCGCCCGCGUCCGUCGCUUGCGAUGCGCCGCUCCAGUCUUGCAAUGCCGGGCGGCGAUCUGCGUCCGCGCAUGAGCCUGGCGCCUGGGCAGCGCCGCUCUGUGGGUGUUGGGCGUAUGUCUCUAGCUCCUGGAACACUCCCACCUAUUCCUGCUUUGAAGGACAGCCGGCUGCGCAUGAAGAAUGCGCGCUCCACGAUGGAGUCCAAUCUGCUCCUGUUCUUGGAGACGACUGGCUUCACGAUGCCAGGAUGGAGCUCACGACUGGUUCAUGAGCCUACCCAGUCCGCUUUUGUUGCCAUGUUUAGGCAUAUUUACCGGGAGUGCAUCGACCCCGGCUACCAACUGGGUGUAGACGGACGCAAGUUUGAGGAGGAAGUGAUGCUGCUGACCAAGGAGAUUCGGUACCCGUUCGUGGACGACCUGACCAAGACAAAGCUUACGGCGGCUGGAAGCCAGCAGAACUGGCCGGCCUGCCUUGCGCUACUCGACUGGAUGGUGCGCCUUGGCUCUGCUGUGGGCCCCUCUCACAGCGGCCCACUUGAACGUGACGAUGACAAUGAACUGCAUGCCCUUUUCUUCCCGUACCUUUGGAAGUGCUACGAACGUUUCUGGGACAACCAGGACACAUACCCCGAGGAGAUGGAGGGCCUUGCGCAGAGCUUUGCAUCGAAGAAUGAGGCGCUUGCCGCGACGGUGGAUGCGCUUGCAUCGACGAAGCAGGAACUAGACGCCGAGUUGAGCAGUCUCACCGACAAGCAAAGCCCCUUGCAGCGUGAGGAGCAUGAGAAUCGUAUUCUGCAGAGCGAUCUGGCCAAAUUUAUGAAAUACCACCACGAGGUAUUGCUGCCCAAACUCGAAAAGAGCCGGCGGACGAUUGAGCGCUUGCACACAGCACUGGCGGAGCACACCGCUGAGCUGAAGGACAAGCAGGCUGAGCGAGAGCGACGACAGGCGCUGGUUGACACGCAAGAUGUGUCGGAGGAGGAGUUUGAGCGCAUGAUGUCCGAGCGGGAAUGGCUCGUGCGUCAGCUCGAAGAGGUGGCCUUGCAGAACCGCGAGGCAGUCGAGCAGUGCUGGAGGGUGGAGCUGACCCUUACCCGGCAGCAAGCCGAGGUAGAGAAGCGGCUCAAGACAUUCCAGGUCGGCGCGCGGCGGGUGCGACUCUUGCCCUUGUCACUACCGAAUGGCAUGGAACUGACCGAGCUCGAGCUUGUACCUGCACACCCAGCGACGAUGCUUGCGCCGGGUGUGUCCAUGCAGGCUGUACGCGCCAAGAUUGACAGUCUGAGGGCGGCCGAGAAUGAGGCGUACCGGCGGGUCUCUGACGAGCGCCUGGCGCUCCAAGAGUCACACGACGAGCUACUCGAGGGUAUCGAGGGGCUGCGCCGCGAUGCACACAGCCUGGAGACGCGCCUGGAGACGCUCCGUGAACAGAUCGACGAGGUGGGACGCGUGACGACGCUAGAGGACGACGAGUCAAGUGCAGAGUGUAUCCGCCAAGAAGGCAUUGUCAGCAGCAUUGACCACGCAAGCUCCAUGGCACUGCAGCAGGCCGAAGCGCGGUGGAAGGCCUCACAGCUCCACGCCACGCCCGUGCCACCUGUGGAGGUGCGUAGACUGCAAUGUUUACCCAGGCUGGAGGCCGCUACUUCGCGCCUCGAGGAUAUCGCCAUCUCACAGAGUGCUGGCUGGCCUUUGGAGCAGCCCGAUAGUGCGAGCUCUAAAGACGCAGAGGCACCCGCCGCGGAUGCCGCUAGGGCGCCGGCCGCGAGCUCAGGAGCCCCUUUGCCCCCCGAUGCACCUGCCCUGGUCGCUUGGAAAGAGGACGUGGUACCUGCGCUAUCGCACUUUCAGUCCUUGAGUGCGCAGGUGGCCCCACUCGUUUCGCAACAAGCUGAGCUUGUGCACCAAGCGCUGCAGGAAGUGCACGAGUUGGUCGCCAUGGCAAGCGCAUGCAAGAAGCCUGCGCAGGGCAUGCAGUCAGCCGAGCUCCAAUCGCGCUUGCAGCCUCUGCAAAGUGCGCACCAGAAGGUGAUCGAGGUCCGUGACCAGAAUCGCGGCGCUCGUGACCUCUUUAACCAUCUGUCUACCGUGAGCGAAGGCAUACCGGCGGCCGGCUGGGUGGCCGUGGAGCCGACACCUGGCCCCUACAUCAGCGACAUGAAGGACAGUGCACAAUUUUAUGCGAAUCGCGUGAUCAAGGACAUGAAGAACAAGGACACGAAGCAUGUCGAGUGGGCGCGCUCGUUCAUGGACCUCCUUGAGGCGCUGCGGGCCUACGUGAUGGAGCACCACCGCACCGGCCUCACAUGGAAUGCCCAGGGCCAGGACCUGGCGGCGUACCAGUCGCGGUCGCCUGCACCACCGGCGCCUGCACCGCCUGCGCCUGCGCCGCCUGCGCCUGCGCCGCCUGCGCCUGCGCCACCGCCACCGCCGCCACCAGGUGCUGCUGCUAUCCCUGCGCCCGCUGCGAGUAUGGAUGCCGUGUUCAGCCAGAUCAACCAGGGCGAGGGGAUUACGCGUUCGCUGCGCAAGGUAGACCCAAGUGAAAUGACCCACAAGAACCCCGAGCUGCGUACGACUGGCGUUGUCCAGGAUGCCGCGAAUCCUUCCAAGCCAGCGCCUGCGUCCAAGCCCGCGAGUCUGAGUAUUAAGAAGCGCACCCCUGUGAAGGCACUCGAAGGCAACAAGUGGACCAUUGAGCACUUUGAGAACGAGCCGCACAUUGUCGUCGAUGGCACCGAAAUCGGGCAUACAGUCAAUAUCUUCCACUGCCAGAACUGCGUGGUUGAAAUCAAGGGCAAGGUCAAUGCGGUGUCGUUGCUGUCGUGCACCAAGACGAGCGUGCUUCUCGACACGCUCGUCUCGUCCCUGGAAGUGACGCGCUGCCAUGAUUUUGCCGCGCAGGUCACGGGAUACACGCCGACGAUCCUGAUCGAUAGCACGGACGGCGGCCAGGUGUAUCUGUCCGAGCAGGGCCUGCAGACCGAGAUCAUCACGGCCAAGAGCAGCUCGCUCAAUGUGAGUGUCCCUGCGGCAAGUGGCGAACCAGGCGAGCUGGAAGAAAUUCCACUGCCUGAGCAAAUCAAACACACACUGCAGCGCUCCAGCACGAAGGCGCUGGCUCAUAGCGAGGUGGUCCAGCAUGCAGGCUGA